This is a messenger RNA of Aspergillus welwitschiae, 1656 nucleotides long. Its product is annotated as transcription factor domain-containing protein. The record is from RefSeq and is a predicted model, not a curated record. Gene Ontology annotation, molecular function: DNA binding; DNA-binding transcription factor activity, RNA polymerase II-specific; zinc ion binding. Gene Ontology annotation, cellular component: nucleus. Lineage: Eukaryota; Fungi; Ascomycota; Eurotiomycetes; Eurotiales; Aspergillaceae. Gene Ontology annotation, biological process: DNA-templated transcription; regulation of DNA-templated transcription. Bases 1 to 1656 code for a protein of 551 amino acids. The transcript has 5 exons.
AUGUCCAGCCCUUCGCCUUCAAGCGAACAACCCCAAUCUCGCAACCGCCCUGGCUCCGCAUGCACGGAAUGCCGUCGCCGCAAGAUGCGCUGUGAUGGGAAACAUCCUCAAUGCAAUAAUUGUUCUAACGCGGGUAUAAUAUGUGUUUUCAACCCCCAGCCUUCCCGUCGGGGGCCCAAAAAAGGACAUUUGAAAAGCCUGCAGGUGCGUAUCGCGAAUCUCGAGAAUACACUGUUUGGACGGACACAGGAUCCUCUGUCCACGGAGAUUUCCACAGACGGUGACGCUGCUGCGCAAUCCGCAAUGCAUGGCUGGGAAUCCCAGUUAAACAUACCCCUUAAUGAGUUCAACAUUCCAGCGGGAGCACCAAAGUUGGGGACUGCACCGAUUUCGGACUUAUUACACGCCGAACUUGACCAGUUGUACUUUGAUCGUGCACAUAUUUUCGUCCCCAUUCUCAAUGCACGGCGCUACCUUUCGUGGACCAGGGAUGAUAGUAAAUCCAUAUCGAGAAAAUGCUUGCAAUACGCCAUGUGGACGAUAACUACGUCCAAGUCCGCCCAACUGGAACAUCUCUGCGAACCACUCUACCAGUCAGCCCGAGAGCUACUAGGAUAUCUACAAGUAACAGCUGAAAAUAGCAACAUAGACCGGAUAGAGCAUGUUCAAGCAUUACUGAUACUUGCAGUUUACGAAUUUACCCACCAUACCUUUCAGCGUGGGUGGAUGAGCGCCGGUCAGGGUAUUCGACUUGUGCAGCUGAUGAACUUGCACAAGAUUGAUCUCAACAAGGAGGGCAGAGCAGGACCCGACGAGGCGAGCGGGUUGGAUGAUCCCGUUUGCACAGAGGAGAGGCGUCGUGUCUUUUGGAUAGCAUACAUACUAGACCGGCUUAUCUCCUUAAGACAUGAGAGCCCAUUGACCUUUGAUGAGCGAGUCAUAGCGACACGGUUGCCCGCCAGAGAGGAGGCCUUCCAGAUGGGUCAAUUAAACCAGAUGACUGGAUUUCUCUCGAAGGCUAUUACUGAAGAUGGGCCUCUCCCGAAAGCAGAACUUUCAGAAAUGGUUAUUCUAGCUACACUUUGCGGAAGAACAGUAUUACACCGGCAGCAGGCAGCCGCUGAGCAAGCCGACUGCGGCAUAUCCAACAGCUUCUGGGAGCGACAUCGCCGGCUAGACGCUAUACUAGUCAAGAAGGGUCAGGUUAUUUCGACACUCCAGCCGGUGGCAACCAUGAUGCCUGCAGAGCUGGCUUCUCUUAUCCCAAAUCUGAUGAUACAAUCGGCUCUUCUAUAUCAUUGUACGACGCUGCAGCUCCUAGCUGACGGAAUUGAAAGCAGUGAGAUGGUCCUGCAAUGUCGACAACGGGCAAUCCUGGCUGCGCAGGAGAUUAUCCGAUUGACAGAGGCAGUGCUCCAGCUGAAUUAUUUCGAGAUUGCCCCAUUCACACCGCUUCCCGUGCUUCUCUGCGCCAAGGUAUUGAUGAUGUAUCAAGACACGGAUCCCUCAUGUGCGCUUCAGCUGCAGGAAGCUCUAGGUAUGGUGCAAAAUCUGGCAAAUACUAACCAUUUAUGCCGGGAGUGGGCUAUCCAACACCCUGAUCUGUUUGGAUCCGAAUCCGACUUUGUCCAUAUUGAGGAGGAGAGCCAUGGCUAG